This is a messenger RNA of Etheostoma spectabile (orangethroat darter), 7721 nucleotides long. Its product is annotated as partitioning defective 3 homolog. Gene Ontology annotation, biological process: intracellular protein localization; establishment or maintenance of epithelial cell apical/basal polarity; establishment of centrosome localization. Gene Ontology annotation, molecular function: phosphatidylinositol binding; protein binding. The record is from RefSeq and is a predicted model, not a curated record. Gene Ontology annotation, cellular component: cell cortex; apical junction complex; adherens junction. NCBI's taxonomy places the organism in Eukaryota, Metazoa, Chordata, Actinopteri, Perciformes, Percidae.
AUGAAAGUGACUGUGUGUUUCGGGAGGACCCGGGUGGUCGUUCCGUGCGGCGAUGGGAAUAUACAAGUCCACAGCCUUAUCGAACAAGCUGCCAUGAGGUAUAAGAAGGCGAUCGCUAAGGACCCCAGCUACUGGGUCCAGGUCCACAGGUUGGAACAUGGAGAUGGAGGUAUUUUGGACCUGGAUGACAUGCUGUGCGAUGUGGUGGAUGACAAAGAUAGGCUGGUAGCAGUAUAUGAAGAGCAGGAUCCUCACAAUGGAGGCGACGGUACCAGUGCCAGCUCCACCGGUACGCAGAGUCCCGAACCCUUCACCAGUGACAUGAGUUCAGCAUCGGCCUUUCAGCCCUAUCAGCCCAACAGUGAGAUCGAGGUCACCCCGUCCGCUCUGCGAUCCAACAUGCCCCUCCAUGUCCGUCGCACCAGUGAUCCCUCCCUGGCCGGCCUUCCUUCGGGCGAAGUCCCGGGUGGUCCAGAAGCACCGUCCAGAAAGAACCCAACCCGCUGGUCCACAACUGUUGGCUUUCAAAAGCACAAGCACAAACCAAACACAAGCGCUGGCACCGGCAGCCUGGAACGAAAGGGUAGGGGAGGCCAGGCCUAUCGGAGUCUUCCACGUGAUGCAAGUGGCUGGACCACUCAGUUCCAGAGGGAAAUGACUCGAUCAUCCCUGAGCGCCAACCAUCCAAUGGUGGACCGAUGGCUUGACAGGCAGGAACAGGAGGAGGAAGACGAAGAACGAAGGAGACAAGAAAGGAGGAUUGAAAGGAUUGAGCCAAUAGGGAGGGCCGAUUCCUCAUUGGAAUAUUCUCCUGUGUUGAGUCUAGAAUCCCUGCUCAAACCAGUAACGGUGUCCAAUGGAGGAGGGCCCCUCGGGAUCCACGUUGUGCCUCUCAGUUCGCAGGAUGUCAGGACUCAGGGCUUGCUGGUGAACCGACUGGAGCGUGGGGGCAAAGCUGAGCAGGAGCGUCUCUUCCAGGAGAACGACUGCAUUGUCAAAAUUAAUCAGGGAGACAUUCGUAACCUGCGCUUCGAACAAGCCCAAAACAUUUUCAAGAAGGCGAUGUGUGGGCCCGUCAUCCUUUUUCACGUGGUCCCCGCAGCCAUGAAGAGACAGUACGAGCUGCUGUCGGCCCGGAGCGAGCUCAGCCCGCCCCAGUCCAACAGAGUCCAUUUUGGCCCAGACUCUCAGCAGUCGGGGAACAGGUCCAGUUUGGUGGCGGGGCUGACUCCCAGAGCUGGACCACAGCCAGGCCUCAACCACGACCACCAAGGACCCCUGGCAGGAAGCACCCCAGAGCCGAGCCGACGGUAUGCCACGUUACCCCACAUCUUGGUCUCCAGGACCUCCACUUCCCCCUCCCUGCAGCGCAGGGUGAGCACAAAUCCCUCCACCAGCUCCUACCUGAAGAACAAAGGACGCAGAUUCAACAUCCAGCUGAAGAAAGGUCCAGAGGGUCUUGGGUUCAGCAUCACAUCCAGAGACGUCCCCAUUGGUGGCAGUGCUCCAAUUUAUGUCAAAAACAUCCUUCCUCGUGGGGCCGCCAUCCAAGAUGGCCGAUUGAAAGCUGGAGACCAGCUGCUGGAGGUUAGUGGAGUGGACCUGAAUGAUAAGAGCCAGGAAGAGGUGGUGGCCCUGCUACGAGCCACGCCCAUGGGCGGGACUGUGAACCUUUCUGUGAUUCGCCCAGAGGACUCCCUGCUGCCUCGUGAAGUGCAGCCAGAGGAAGAUGACAUGGUGUUAACCGCAGACGGAACACAAGAGUUCCUGACCUUUGAGAUCCCUCUGAACGACUCAGGCUCAGCGGGCCUGGGGGUUAGCGUCAAGGGUAACCGCUCCAAGGAGAGCCACGCUGACUUGGGCAUCUUUGUCAAAUCCAUUAUUAAUGGAGGUGCUGCUAGCAAGGAUGGCCGUCUACGAGUCAACGACCAGCUCAUUGCAGUCAAUGGGGAGUCAUUGCAUGGGAUGAGCAACCAGGACGCCAUGGAAACCCUGCGCACGUCCAUGUCGGUAGAGGGCAACAAGCGAGGGAUGAUUCAGCUCAUCGUGGCUCGGCACGUGUCCAAAAACAAUGAGGUAGCCCCCUGCAGUCCUCCAGUUUUAGAGCAUCCAGUGACCUCUCUACUGGACAACCAGGAGCGCCGGAUUUCCAACUCUCUAUACGAAACAAUUGAAGGCUUGCAAAACAACUCCCCACGGCUGGCUAAUAUGAUCGGACGCACUGGUAACUACCAUCUCUCUCCCACUGUGAACAUGCCGCAGGACGACAUAGUGAUGAUCGAAGAUGAUAGGCCACCCCUGCUACCCGUCCACCUUUCCGACCAAUCAUCCUCUAGUUCCCACGAUGACAUGGGCUUCGUGGGAGAAUACCCGGUGCCCUGGAUCCACGAGCUGCCCGGUCAGAAUGAAUGCUCGCUCAGCCCAGACGCCGACCCUGACGGUUCGUUCCUGAGGGAGGGCUUCGGCCGCCAGAGCAUGUCAGAAAAACGCACCAAACAAUAUGAAAAUGCUAAUGAUCUGGAAAUCAUCAAGACGCGGAAGUCCAAGAGCAUGGAUCUGGUAGCAGAUGAGAUUAACUGCAGCACAACAACCAAUGGAGGUUCGUCAGAGGUUGGACCCUCGCUGGGACUGAAAAAGUCCAGCUCCCUUGAAAGCCUCCAGACGGCUGUUGCCGAGGUGUCGAUGAACAGUCAGAUCAAUGUUAACAGGCCGCGCUCGCGGAUCGCUAGGGGCCGCGGCUGCAACGAGAGCUUCCGAGCUGCAAUUGACAAAUCAUACGAGAAACCUGGUGUCACAACAGCAGAAGAGGAGAACAUCAUGGAGACAUUGGACGAGGACACGGAGGGAAGUUCCAGAUCAGGUCGCGAGUCGAUGUCCACCAGCGGCGACCUCAUUGUGGGACCCGGGCUGAACGGCAACCUCUCCAAAGAUGACAGGCAGAAAGAUCGGGACAAGGUUGGGGGGAAGGAAAAGAAGAAACCUGAAAGGGAUAAAGAGAAGGAGAAAGACAAGGACAAGAACAAAGCCAAGAAAGGCGUGCUGAAGGGCCUGGGCGAGAUGUUCAGGUUUGGAAAGCACCGGAAGGAUGAGCGGCCAGGAGACAGGAUGGAGAGAAAGGACUCCAGUAAAUGUAAAGCUGAGGACAUGCAGGCGUCAGAGGAGGAGACCUUGCGGAUGAGGCUGGAACAAGAGAGAAUACAGGCCAAGAUGCGGGAGCUUCGGGAAAAGCAGGCUAAGGAGAGGGAAUAUGCUGAGAUCAAGACAUUGUCGGCGACCUUCAGCUCAGAUGAGGAGCACACCUACGCCGGCAUCGGAUCAUUAGACUCGUCGGUGGACAGCAGCAGCAUGGAGACUCACAACCACCACUACCAUCUCCCCCAGAGUCCCCAGAGCCCUCACCUUCCCUUGAGCCCACAGGACAACGGCCCACCCCUGGAGGCUCUGUAUGCCCAGGUCAACAAACCUCGCAAUGGACGCCCUGCAGCUCCAGACAGCAGUCAGAUGGCUCCCAGUAACCACGACCGGAUACAAAGGCUGAGGAAUGAGUUCCAGCAGGCCAGGCAUGAGGAUGACGUCGAUGACCGUAGGCACACCUACAGCUUCAACCAGUCCUGGGUCAGCAACGGGACGGAGACGCUGAGCGGACGCCAUUCGGUAACAGUCGAGACUCAGGUCCAGAAACAGCAGCAGGAGGAUCGAGAUGGUUUCCAACAAGCGCAGAGACAGUACAACUCCCUGCCACGGCAACCUCGUAAGACUCCCAGCACGGUGUCCCAGGACUCAUGGGACAAGGUGUACAUGCCAGCAGAUGGAUUCCAGACAUCAAAGGAGAACCCUGGCUACUCCAGCAGCCAGGGAUCGCGUAACGGCUACCUUGGAACGUCCAACUUCAAUGCCCGUGUCCUCUUAGAGACUCAGGAGUUGCUGAGGCAGGAGCAGAGACGCAGAGAGCAGGAGGCCAACAAGGCCAGGCCACCCGCCGCACAGGACACCCCCAGCGGCAGCACCUACGACCACAGCAGAGAGCACCUGCAGGCCUCGGGCUCUUCCGUGGUUCAGGCCCCACCUCAGUCCAAGGGCCCCUACAGACAAGAUGUACCCCCGUCGCCCUCUCAGCUCGCAAAGCUCAGCAGGCUUCGGGGCUCAGAGAAAGGGAGACUGUUUUACUCCUGAGACAGUGACAAGGGAUUAGAAAACUUUUGGAAGAUUAGGACUGAUUCUAAGGAGCAUUAACAUGUACAAAAUACUAAGAGGGCAAUGAGUUUUUUUAAUGAAAUGUUGAGAUGCAAAGAUUUUUAUUGAACUGUUGAUAGACAAUGUUAAUAUUUAAAGGAAAAAAAGUUUUUUUUAAUGAUAUGAACCAUUCAUUUUCAAAAAGAAAUUAUUUCUGAUGUUUUACUGUCCAGAAUCAAGAUCAUGUAACUACAGUUUGUGUGUAAGUGCCUUCUGGUUGUAGACAUCGGCCCAAUUAUUCAUGUUUUUGGCUCAUGAUCUGCAGCUUUGACCCAUCCAUCUGAGACAUUUACUAGAGCAGACAUCACUUCAGAAGGCAACUGGUUUGGGCCAUCACUGCCUCGCCACAUCUACCCCCCCAUAACCCCCCAUAACCCCCCAUAACCCCGAGCACAAGCAACACAUUCUCACUCCCAUCGUGUCAAAAAUCAGCGCCUGGUCAAGUGCCUUUGGAUUGACGCAGAAAGUGUCCGUUAGCAUCAUAUUUAGACACGUCUGGACUCUUGCCGUCACUUUUUGACGCUUUCAAGACUCGCGUCUGUCUUUGGUAUCAUAUUUAGACGUGCCUGGGGACUAUGCGGUUUAACUGACAUGCGACACAAGAACGGGGCAGUCAGGUUUAGGAAAAGAUCUUGAGUGGCGUUACAAAAAGAGACAUAGACAUAAACAGGACAUUAACCCCGGUCUCUUGGGUAAAUGUCCUGUGUUGUUUGACCCAUCCACCACCACAACUUACCUACCACAGCAUGCUUAUUUUUGGUCUUUUCUUACUGUUGUUGCUCUUUAUACUUAGUCAUUGUACAGCUGCCUAUCCUUGAUGCGUUCUAUUCAGAUGCCAAAGGGGGAUAUUUAACGCUUAGAGCCACUGACCAAGCGUCAGUAUUUUAGGAGUUGGCCCAAGACACGGCUCAGGCUUGUUCUUCUACCACUGGCGAGGUCUCAGUUGACACCACGCUUGUGUGAAUGAGGCUUAUUUUUACUCAUGGGGACUUUGUGGAGCACUUAAAAAGUUGAAGGUGAAGUAAUAAUAAUAAUAGUGAUAACAUAAAGUAAUAAUUCAAUCUAGUUCAUGUGGGUGUGCAACGACUGUACACGUGUGUGUGUGUGUGUGUGUGUGUGUGUGUGUGUGUGUGUGUGGUGUGUGUGUGUGUGUGUGUGUGUGUGUGUGUGUGUGUGUGUGUGUGUGUGCUAGCAGGCGUCGGUGUGAACAAAGUGUGGAGGUUAAGCACCCUUUUGUGAACUUUGGAGUCCAAACUUUGGUUUUGGGCAUGGCCCCCACCCUACAGUUCAGGCAGGGAUGUGUCCCCUUUGGUUUUAAAUACAUACAUACAGUAUUUCCUCCUUCCAACCCCCUCUUGUAUUCAGUAUGAUAAUCCUGAAUUCUCUCUGCCUCUGCUGGCAGCGUUAUCUCCGUUUUUUUCUCUUCACACAGCCCUCUCAGUGGAGGAAAACAGCUUCAGAUCUCCUUUAUUCCUACCCUGUCCCGCCUACCCAGGGAACCCAACAGUGUAAAUGGGGUCGGCCUUGGGUUAAUAAUUAAUGUUCCUCAUUAAAAAGGAAUGGGCCCCUUUGUGUGUGUGUGUGUGUGUGUUUGUGUGUAUGUUGUCAUGUAUGGUGAGAAGGACGAAACAGCGAGCCUGCCAGCGUAGCUCUGGCCCCGUCCUUGCCUGCUGUACAAUGAUUUGGCUGUAACCAAAGCCCGCUGGCCCCUAGGUGUCUGAGUUGUUACUCCCUGAAUAUUUCAUCAGGGUGGUUACACGGGAAACCACAUCGGGUCUGCAGUAGAUGGCCUCAGUGUGGGACUGCCUCGCCAUGGGCUCGAUACAAUGGAGCUGAUUUUGUUUUCUUUUCAUGAUUAUGUCCAUUGGUAGAAAAAACCCUCGGGAGCCUUUCCGUCAUUCAAUCAAUAAUUACUGGUGCAUUUUCAGUGUGUGUGCGAUGUGUGUGUGUUUGUGUGUGUGUGUGUGUUACCAUCCCUGUAAGAACAAACUUUUGCUUGUCAGAUUGAGACUUUUUUUUUUUGCAAUGUGAGGCUGUUUUUCUCAAAGGGCAACGGUGAGAAUUCCUUUUGGGUUGCAGUAACAAUUAGGUUUAUAUAGAUUCAAAUUAGUUUAUUGGUUUACCAUGAUUUGUUAAUUCAUUCAUCAUUAAUCAGAUUUUGAAGCCAUUUUCCCUUCGUAGAUUUGCAUGCACUUAAGAAACCAGGUGACGCAGCUCACUGGAGAACACGGUUACUGUGGUAACCUGGUUGUAAAUCUGCAUUUGAUCAGUAGUCUGGUUAACGUGAUGUUUAUUAAAUCACUGGAGAAAUCCAACCGUUACCUGGUUUCUUACAGUAAGUGCAUGUAAACACACUGCUUUUUGGACCUAGUGCAGGUUUUUAAAUUCAACAUUUAUGCUUAUGAAACACACAUAUGCAUUUGUCUAGCCAAACCGGUUAUUCCCACAGCCCUGGGUUUAGGAUUAAGACCAGAAUUGGGAUUAAGAUCACAUUCAUGGUUUCUAUUAUGGCAUGCGGUGGUUGGAGUAGGAUCUGCAGUAUUUCAUUGUUGCAUUUAAGGUUCCAUGGGCCUCACAAGGACAUGAAAAAAACGUGUUCUCACAAAUAAAAGGGUAUGUAAAAUACAGUCCAGCAAUGUUCUAGUGUGCGUGUGGGUGUGUAGGUGGACAUGUGUUUAAGCGUCUGUGAACGCUGCCAGUUACUGGAUGCUCCAAUAUGUCUAUGAAUAUGUCUUGGCAGCCGUAUGAACCACUUGGCUGCCGAGUGGGAUAAGCGCAGAGGAGUAGGAGGGAGAGGAGAUGGGAGGCCUGACCCUGCAGAUGAGUCAGUCAAUGGAGUAAUCACAACUAUUCCUCUGAAUAGCAGCACAAACAGGAGGUUACCCACAAGGCUCUGCUCCUUUUUGCUGUCUCUUCUUCUCUUCAUUUAUCUCCUUCAUCUGUCAGUUGCUUGUGUUUCUUUGUUUUUUUUUCUGGGGCAGAAUCAUAUUGGGUCUUGUUUGUAUGGGGGGGGGGGGUCUUCGUCUGACACAGAAACUGUUUUAAAUGAUAUGCCCAUGUUUUAUGGGUCUCCAUCAUGAAUUCGGGAGGGGUUCAAGUGCCUGCAAUAUCUUUUCUCCACAUAUGCAAAUUUGAUAAUAUCCCAUAAUGCAUGUUUAUUAUUUCUGUUGUGUAGUUAAUGUUUUGUGUGCCCCCCUCUGCCACGUGGAUUCUUCCCAUAAAUCUAUUGUUUCAGGGGAUUUCUUUUUUUUUUUAAUCUUGGGAGAAAUGAGAUAUAUGUUUUUAUUGUUUCAUUGUGUUUUUAUGACCAUCCCUCAUUGUAUUUUACUAUCCACAAUAUGGUACUAUGGUGGUAAAAAAAUGACUAAUAUGUAAGCACAGUGCAAUUUUCCUUUUUACAACAGUGUAUCAUUAAGAGCUGUUUCUGCCAUUCUCUGUACAUACAAUAUCAUUUUUUUUUUCAAUGAAUAAAUUGAGGGUGGAUUCAA